Messenger RNA from Crotalus tigris (Tiger rattlesnake), 5491 nucleotides. It is a transcript of the gene ERCC6, whose product is annotated as ERCC excision repair 6, chromatin remodeling factor. Gene Ontology annotation, cellular component: nucleus. The record is from RefSeq and is a predicted model, not a curated record. The coding region runs from base 901 to 5256 and encodes 1451 amino acids. Gene Ontology annotation, biological process: transcription-coupled nucleotide-excision repair. The transcript is spliced from 22 exons. Gene Ontology annotation, molecular function: ATP binding; ATP-dependent chromatin remodeler activity. Lineage: Eukaryota; Metazoa; Chordata; Lepidosauria; Squamata; Viperidae.
GGGCGCAUGCGCAGAGUCCUGCCGGGUGCCGCGGCUGGUUGAAAGCGGCCCUGGGAUCGCGUAGGCCUCGCCGUUUCUUCUUCCUCCUCCUCCUCCUCCUCACCCCGAGCGGAGCGUCGCGGAGGACCUUCCCCGGGUUCCCCUUCGCUCCGACCCGGGGCUCUUCAGCUGCUCCGUAGGUGCCGCUUUCUUGGCCGCCUCGAUCGUCGGCUCGCCUCCCGCUUCGGUGCCCGAGUGGCGACCGUCCAAGCGGGUCUUCCUUCGGGAGUCUGCCCGGCCGCCCCUGGCCCUGCGGCGGAGAGAGGCAGGAGGCGCAAGAGGAGGGCAGGUAGCUCUAGCAAGCGAGCCACGCCGCAUUUGGGGCCCUUGAGGUGCCGGGCUGGAAAGUGGGCCCGCCUCGCAGGGCUGUUGUGCAGGGUUAGCCGUGGUCGUCUCCUUGAGUUGACCAGAAUCUAACAAUAGUAAUUAUUUAUUUAUCUAUCAGAUUUAUAGCCUGUCCUCUUCGCCAUCUGAUAAGGAUGCUUCUUCUACAAUGGGGCUUUUUAGUUAGUGCUAAUUUUUAAAAGACUUUGGGCAACUUUGAGUCGAACUAAGUAAAGGUGGGGUAAAAAUCUCAUCACCAUCAUCCCCGCCACCCUGGCAGAGUAAUGGGUAGGAUUAAGCUGGGUCGUUAGUUGGAGGGGUCUCUUGUGGAAGGGGCACUGCCUGUCAGGGCCUGGGCUGGAGGCGAGGGAGGAAGAGGAGAAGAAACAAUUCCAGAGGAGGAGAAGGCUGGGAUGCUCCACGCCUACGUUGGUGCCACCAAGGAAUCUGUGCAGACUUGCCCAACAAGCCAACACACACACACCCACCGGGAGACUUUCAUGCAGGGCAAACGCACCUGGUUCUGCAGCACAGAGGAUGCCUGCCCAGAAGCUCCCGCCGGAAGGAAGCCUUCGAGCCCAGAAAGUGGGUGACGGCAGCAGCAGCAAUGCCAGUAACAGCCGAGCAGAUGACGCGAAUAAGCCGGGGGGUGAUUGGGCGGUCCAUGAAGACCACCUGGAAGACCGCGGGAAGGGGCACGCCUCAGAGAGCAACGCGUCGUCGACGGGGGCUUCUUUGGGGACGCUCCGAAAGGGGCCCACGCUGCUCAUUGACCGGCAGCAGAUUCGGUCGGUGGCCCUCAGGGACCAGGCGCUUGAGCUCCGAGGCCUGGGAAUCGAGGUCUACGACCAAGAGGUCUUGGAGCACGGAGUCCUUCGGCAGAUAGACAAGGCAAUCAGCGAAGCCGCUAACGUGGGCCCAGCCCAGGAUGCUGCUGCUGCUGCUGAAACAGACGGCCAGGCGGAGUGGGAGGAUGUGGGGCCGUGUACAUCCUCUCCAAAACCAUCUGCUACAAACCAUAUGGAGCAAAUUAGACCUCAGACUGCUGCUAAUAAGGAUAAUAGUAGAAAACCGGAUUCUGGGAAAGAACAAAACUGCAACAAAGAGCAAGAGUUUAAAAAAAUGAAAACGAAGCAAAAGCACCUUCAGAAUGCUGGUGAAGAAGCAGGUCCUGAUGACAAUGGAAGAGCUGCUGCUGCAGUGGAAGAAGGCGAGACUGAGGAAUCCAGGGAUGAGUUUGGAGGCCGUGUUGCUCCCGGCCCUUCGUUCCUGGGGAGGAUGCUGAGGUCAGCGCAGGAAGAGGCGGAAUGGGAGAAGCUGAUCCGAACCGGCCAGAUGACUCCCUUUGGGACGAAGAUGCCUCAGAAGCCAGAGAGGGGGAAGCCUCGCAGGGUGAUGCUGAAUGAAACUUCGGGUUUUGAAAAGCUCCUGGCAGAUCAAGCAGAGCUCUUGCUGGAGAGGAAGAAAGCCCCGUCCCGCAAGGGAGGCCGGCCCGGAGCGCCCUUGCAGGGUCCUCGGGCCAAAUCCCCCGUCUCUGUGGCCAAGGGCCAGAGGAAAGAGGGCCCAUCCAAAGGUGGCAGCCCUCAGCAGCAGCAGCAGGCUCCCCGGCUGCCGGCCAAAGCCAAGCUCCCCUGGGGAGAGCAGGAGGGCUGGGAGGCCUCUGGGGAGGAGGAGGAGGGUGACGAUGUGAAUCCCGUCUCCUGGGAAGACUCCCUGAAGCAGGAAAGCCAGCAUGGGACGGAUGAGGAGUUCUUCCCAAGCUCUUCUGAAGGAGACGAAGGAGAAGGAGAAGUGGGCGUUACUAAGAAGCGGAGAAUAAAGAGAUACAACGAUGAUGGCAAUGAAGACUACUACAAGCAGAGGUUAAGGAGGUGGCACAGAGAGCAGCUGAAAGACCGAAAAGGGCGCCGGAGCCAGGGCGAAGAGUCUGACGAAAGCGAUGAGGAAUUUCUGGAGGGUUUUAAAGUUCCAGGUUCCCUCUUCAAGAAGCUAUACAAGAAACGAUGUGUGCAACACCAGAGUUUUUCCCACAUGAGGAAGGUGAUCCUUGAGUAUCAUCAAAGGUACCAGCAGACAGGUGUGAGGUGGCUGUGGGAGCUGCACUGCCAGCAGGUGGGGGGGAUCCUGGGAGACGAGAUGGGCCUGGGCAAGACCGCCCAGAUAAUUGUCUUCUUGGCAGGCCUCAGCUACAGCAGGAUCAGGACGCGCGGCACAAAUUACAGGUACACAGGGCUGGGCCCCACGGUGGUUGUGUGCCCAGCCACCGUCAUGCAUCAGUGGGUGAAGGAGUUCCACACCUGGUGGCCGCCAUUUAGGGUGGCAGUUUUGCACGAGACGGGCUCUUACGCUAAUAAAAAGGUGAAGCUGAUACGUGAAAUUGUGGCCUGCAAUGGAAUCUUGAUAACCUCCUAUUCCUACAUCCGCUUGUUGCAAGACAACCUUCAGAAGCACAACUGGCAUUAUGUGAUUCUGGACGAGGGACAUAAAAUCCGGAACCCCAAGGCUGCAGUUACACUGGCAUGCAAACAGUUCUCCACCCCUCAUCGGAUCAUAUUGUCCGGGUCACCUCUGCAAAACCACCUGAAGGAGCUGUGGUCCCUCUUUGAUUUUGUGUUCCCAGGGAAAUUGGGGACCCUCCCUGUCUUCCUGGAGCAGUUCUCGGUCCCCAUAACCAUGGGGGGGUACUCCAACGCCUCCCCGGUCCAGGUGAAAACCGCGUACAAGUGUGCCUGUAUCUUACGGGACACGAUUAACCCUUACCUGCUGCGCAGAAUGAAGGCCGAUGUUCAGAUGACCCUCUCCUUGCCGGAUAAAAAUGAGCAGGUAUUAUUUUGUCGCUUGACGGCUGAACAGCAACAACUUUACAAAACAUUUAUUGAUUCCAAAGAAGUCUAUCAGAUUCUCAACAGAGAAAUGCAGAUUUUCCCUGGACUGAUAGCCCUGAGAAAAAUCUGCAACCAUCCAGAUAUCUUUUCUGGUGGACCUAAGAUCCUGAAGGGGACCCCCGAGGAAGACUUGAGCGAAGAAGACCAGUUUGGAUUCUGGAAGCGUUCUGGGAAGCUGAUCGUCGUGGAGUCUCUGCUGAAAAUCUGGCACCGGCAGGGCCACCGGCUGCUGCUCUUCACCCAGUCCAGGCAGAUGCUGCACAUCCUGGAAGUGUUUUUGAAGCAAAGGAACUACUCCUACCUCAAAAUGGAUGGCACCACCACAGUGGCCUCCAGGCAGCCUCUUAUUGCCAGAUUCAAUGAGGAUGCGUCCAUCUUUGUCUUUCUCCUGACUACUCGAGUUGGUGGGCUUGGGAUUAACCUGACAGGGGCCGACCGGGUGAUCAUCUAUGACCCUGACUGGAAUCCCAGCACAGACACUCAGGCCCGGGAACGCGCGUGGAGGAUCGGCCAGACCCGAGAUGUGACUGUGUACCGGCUUCUCACUGCAGGGACCAUUGAAGAAAAGAUCUACCACAGGCAAAUAUUCAAACAGUUUCUAACGAACAGAAUCCUGAAAGACCCAAAGCAGAGGCGUUUCUUCAAGUCCAAUGACCUCUACGAGCUCUUCACCCUGAGCGCCCCGGACGGAGCCCAGGGGACAGAGACCAGCGCCCUCUUUGCAGGAACCGGCUCUGAUAUUCCAGCACCGAAGCGGCCGUUGAAGCGUCGCAACGCCAACGGUUCUGGAUUUUCCAGAAGGCCCCAUGCAAAGCCGACCUCCGGGCAGUCCAAUUCCUUCUUGGCAAGAAAACAUGAAAAUGCGCCCCUUGCAGCAGGGGAGUCGUUGGUCGAGGGAAGCUCAGCGCUGUCCCCUUGUCCUCUUCCAAAAGACCCUGCCCACAUUCCCACUGCCAGUGCGGAUUUGCUCCUGGGGACAGGAGAGGAGCCCUCGGGGCUGGGGGAGAGGCCGGGCCGAGGAGGAGGAGGCACAUCGGAGGAGGGGAAGGGCCGGGAGAGGCCAGGCUCCGGGGGACAGCAGGGCGGCCGUCGGCCCGGGGAGCCAACCUCCACCCCGGGGCCUCGCAAGGGCAAACGGAAGAGGCCCAAAGGUUCUCGGGGUGCCAGAUUCGAGGGGGUGCCAAUUCCUCACCUGGUGAAGCAGAGAAAGUACCAGAAAGAAGAUUGUGAAGCGGGACUGCGAGAGCCAAAGAAAAGCGAUGAUUACGUUUUGGAGAAGCUUUUCAAAAAAUCAGGAAUACACAGCGUGAUGAAGCAUGAUGCCAUCAUGGAAGCUUCCAGUCCAGACUAUGUGUUGGUGGAAGCCGAGGCCAGCCGUGUCGCUCAAGACGCCCUCCGAGCCCUGAAGAUUUCUCGACAACGAUACCGGGGAGCUGCUUCCACGCGGACGGAUGACACCCCAGCCGGGUUAAAAAGCAGAUUUGGACAGAAGAGGAACCCAAAUUUCGUGAUACCAUCUUCUUCCUAUGAAGCUUCAGGAAAAAAGUGCAAGUUGAAACAUGAGCAGCUCAUAGUGAACGAGGGCGAGAGAGAGAGAGGAGGGGAGCAGGCCCGUGGCAUCUCUCCCUUGGACGGGGAAGCAGGGGCAGCAGAGGCCUCUCCGAGCGCCUUGGACUCCUCUUCGCUGCUGGCUAGAAUGAAGGAGAGGAACCACCUGACUGGAUCCCAGCAGAGAGAGGAUCCGGCCGAGGGGAGUUUUCAGCACACGAUCCGCGGGGCCCCCACAGCCACCGAGCAGGACGAGCUGCUCUCGGAUAUCCGGAACUUCCUGGCUUUCCAGGCUCAGCUGCAGGGCCAGGCCAGCACUCGGGAAAUUCUGCAGGAAUUUGGCUCCAAGCUGACCACGGAGCAGUCCUGCAUCUUCCGGGAGCUUCUGAGAAACCUCUGCACUUUCCAUAGGAGGCCGAGUGGCGAAGGGCUCUGGAAACUCAAACCAGAAUUUACAUGAUCGGGGCUGCCCCCCCCCCCAAGACUCCCUGCUGAGGCUUUUCGGCCGAGCGUCGUGUCUGAGGAGGCUCUUGGGCGCCCUGCCCUGCACACAGGGUGCCGCCAGCCUGACAGGACAGGAGUAGAAGAGGCCAGCUGGACGCUUUCCUUGAUUGAACGGAGAGUUCAAGUGGAUCUUAAAAUGGUUUCCUAGCAAGCUUUCUGGUGAAUGAUGCAAUAAAAAUCAGAAGGUCUGA